AUGGAUUAUCUUACUCAUCUUGAUAGAAAGGAGCCUUCUAAAGCUAUUAGACAAACCCCGGGGUUGGGAUAUACGUAUCCAGUGAAAUAUUGGGAUUUUCACGUUUAUUACGAAUCAGAUACCAAAGAAGAGUCUGACAAGUUACGGGAAAAGUUAUUAAUUGAUUUUGAACAAGAGGGCAAAGAAGGAUUAAUAAUUGUGAAAAAAUUACCGAAAGACGUAGCAAUUGGUCCGCAUUAUACUCCCUUUUGGGAGGUUGACGUUACCAGGGUUGAAAUCUUUGCCAAAUUGAUUAGUUGGUUUCUGUUGAACCAUGGGACACUUUCGGUAUUGAUUCAUCCUCAAACUGGUGAUGAUUUGAGAGAUCAUACCAAUGCUGCUCUUUGGUUAGGUAAACGGUUAGAGUUGAAAACCCAUAUUUUCAGUCCAACCCCGGCUGGUAUCGCUGAGUUUGGGGUUAAAGGUGGUGCACAUAUCAAGCCCGAAGAUUUCGAUACUUGGGUAACUAAGUUUGACUGA
Molecule: messenger RNA, 519 nt
Organism: Hyphopichia burtonii NRRL Y-1933
Lineage: Eukaryota; Fungi; Ascomycota; Pichiomycetes; Serinales; Debaryomycetaceae
Exons: 1
Coding region: 1-519 (172 amino acids)
Source: RefSeq, a predicted model, not a curated record